AUGUCAGCAAAUCGCAAGCCUCCUCUUGUUUUCCUUCACAUUGUCUUGCUCUCCAUACUUUCAUCACAAAUCAUAGCAUCACCAGAAGCACAAGCAGAAGCUCUUGUCAAAUGGAAAAACAGCCUCACCCCUCCCCCUCCUCUCACUUCAUGGUCCCUCUCCAACCUCAACAACCUCUGCAACUGGACAAGCAUUGUCUGCGACUCAACCGGAACAGUCUCCGAGAUAAACCUCUCAAGUGGUGCCGAGUUCAAUGGAACACAGGCAAAGCUCAUUGGAACACUAGCCCACUUCAAUUUCACUCCAUUCCUUAACCUCACCCGCUUCGACCUCAGUCAUAACCAUCUUUGCGGACCAAUAACAUCGGAGAUAGGUCGGCUAACAGAGCUUUGCUUGACCGUCUUGGAUUUGUCCCAGAAUAAGUUCAAUGGAACAGUACCAGAAUCUUUAUUUACCAAUCUGGGCAAGCUUGAACUCCUUUAUCUUUUUGAUAAUUUAUUCCGUGGACCAUUGUCACCAAACAUUUCCCACCUUUCCAAGCUCAAAUAUCUUCGCCUAGGAGUAAACCAGUUCAGUGGUCUAAUUCCUGAGGAUAUUGGUGCAAUUUUAAAUCUUCGAAUUAUAGGCAUGUUCAACAAUUCAUUGGAAGGGAGAAUUCUUUGUUCAUUAGGCCAGCUCAAGGGCCUCUCGAUACUCCGUCUUGGAAUGAAUAGCUUGAAUUUUACAAUUCCUUCUGAGCUUGGGUUUUGUGCAAACCUCACCGAAUUGGGCCUGGCUACAAAUUCAUUCACUGGAGAAAUUCCACCGGAGAUAAGCCUAUUCACAAAGCUCAAAUAUCUUUAUUUGUAUAGUAAUCAGCUUUCUGGCUCUAUUCCAUACGAGAUUGGGAACUUGAAAGAUUUGAUUGAAUUAGACCUUUCAAAAAACCACCUCUGGUUCGAUUCCUCAGACAGUUUGGAACCUCAAAAACCUUUGACUCUUAGGACUAAAACAAGCUCUCUGUCCUCCAACGAAUUGUCCGGAGAAAUUCCAACUGUACUUGGAAAUCUAAGGCUGCUAUACUCGCUCAAUUUGAGCAGGAACCAUUUGACAGGAGAGAUUCCUUGGAAUCUAGUAAGCUAUACAAGCUCAACUGUACCUGAGAAUUGUGAAAGCUUAUUGACCAAAGACUUGACAAACAACUACAUGAACAUGGUGGACCUCAGCAGCAAUAGACUCUUAGGAAAUAUUCUUGAAGACCUUGCAAGGCUUUCACAAUCGGAGAGUCUUAAUCUGUCACAUAACCAACUUUCAGGAGAAUUUUCAUCAUCAUUUUCCGGGAUGGUUAGUCUAAGCAAUAUCUCUAUCGAUUUUUCCUACAACAAUUUAACAAGUCUGAUCCCAACAAGUUUUGUUUUCAAAGAUGCACCUGCAACAGCUUAUGUUGGAAACUCAGCCAUUGUUGCUAGACUCAAAACAUGUUACCGGAAGACCAAACUCUUGAAACAAGAAAGCAGAUCAAUUUUAGAGUGUGAGGAGAAGGCCAAGUCAUUGAUAUGGGGAAGAGACAGGAAAUUCACAUCUAGGAAUAUUGUGAAGGCCACUGAAAACUUCCAUGAGAAUUACUCUAUUGGAAAAGGAGGAUUUUGA
Molecule: messenger RNA, 1629 nt
Organism: Corylus avellana
Lineage: Eukaryota; Viridiplantae; Streptophyta; Magnoliopsida; Fagales; Betulaceae
Source: RefSeq, a predicted model, not a curated record